Messenger RNA from Rotaria sp. Silwood2, 1401 nucleotides. NCBI's taxonomy places the organism in Eukaryota, Metazoa, Rotifera, Eurotatoria, Philodinida, Philodinidae. The record is from the annotation of a GenBank genome assembly.
AUGCGUCGAACAGCCACUACAAUGUCUUCAAUGAUGACGCCAUAUUCAAUGAAACCUGAAGGUGACAUUUCUUCAGUGUUUGCCUCUCUCUCCGGUGUCGAUGCUGACAAACCUCUCGAACCUAGAUUCGCACAAUUGAAAGCGAAAAUUAUUAGAGGUCAUGAGCAACAGGUCAAAGAUAGUUGGUAUCGCCUACUUGAUGCUCUGAAACGCGAAAAUGCGAUCAUUCGUUCUUCACGCAAAACAAUUAUUCCUGAGGUUGACUUCAAUAAUAUGAAGAAUCUUUCAUCUGAUUUAAUCAAUGAGAUUCGUACUCGUGGCUCAAUGAUUGUGCGAGGUGUUUUUCCUGAAAACGAUGCCCUAAAAUUAAAAACAGGCGCUGAAGACUACAUCAGACAAAAUCCACACACCAGAGCCUUUCCCCAAGACAAACCAGUCGUAUUUGAAUUGUAUUGGUCACCGUCACAAAUUCGAGCGCGUGCAAAUCCUCGAGUAGUCGAAACACUCGCUUUCGCCAACUCAUUGUGGCAUGCCUCGCCGUCGACUCUUAUUUCGUUGAAAGAGAAUACUAUCUAUGCUGAUCGACUGCGAAUUCGUCAACCGGGUGAUGCUCAAUUUGCUCUUGGCCCACACGUCGAUGGUGGUAGCAUUGAGCGAUGGGAAGAUCCAGAGUAUCAAUCAUGCUAUACGCCUAUUUUUGAAGGUCGAUGGGAAGAGAACGACUUUUUCGAUGCUACUCAUCGUGUUGGUGCGAACAUGUCUCUUUACAAUACGGUUGGUGGCUGUUCAAUGUUUCGUUCGUGGCAAGGUUGGCUCAGUGCUUCCACCGUUGGCCCAGGUGAAGGGGGUCUUUUAGUGAAUCCACUCUUAAAAUUAGCCGCAUCUUAUUGGCUUCUUCGACCAUUUUUCACGAAAACUGAAAAAGGAAACGCUUGGCAGAUCGAUACAUCGAGUAUUUGGCAGGGUGCUAUUCCUGGUCGAGGCCAAGAAAUGAACGAGAAAUUGCAUCCUGAGCUAGAAUUAUCUACAUCAAUGGUUUCUAUUCCGAAGGUUCGACCAGGUGACAUGGUCUUCUGGCACUGUGAUACGAUCCACGCAGUUGAUAGUGUACAUCGUGGUCAACUUGAUUCGAGUGUUUUCUACAUUCCAGCAGCGCCCUUGUGCGAAGUCAAUGUUAAAUAUUUGGCUCAACAACGUAGUGCCUUCUUACAAGGUCUUCCACCACCUGAUUUUCCUGGUGGCGAAGGAGAAUCACGUCAUGUUGGUCGCGCGACUCCAGAAGAGGUGACAAGGCUUGGUGGUGGUCGUGCUAUGGGUCUUGAGUUAUUUUCAAUCAAAUCGGAUAUGACAUCAGGCGAAAAAGAGAUGAUAUCACGAGCUAAUGCAAUAUUAAAUUUCUAA